Molecule: messenger RNA, 2036 nt
Organism: Hymenoscyphus albidus
Lineage: Eukaryota; Fungi; Ascomycota; Leotiomycetes; Helotiales; Helotiaceae
Source: the annotation of a GenBank genome assembly
CGCCUCGGCAACCGGUGAACCUUAUUUCUCAGCCUUUAAGCUCUCCAUCCAACUACAAUUGACAUCAUCUAUCACACCAUUCUCAUCGGACAGACGCUUCUACAACUUCUCUGUGACCAUGUCUGCAGACGACCAGGCAUUUCUGGAUGUGGUAGUUUGUAUCUUACCAAUUUUAUAAGCAACAGCUAACAUGAAUAGCUCUCCUCGGUGCCCAACGAUAUAAAGAAGUACUCGAGCGAUGUUGCAGAUUAUGUCGAUAAACAUCUUAACCACGUUUCCAAUGUCCUGAGAGAUACUUUGUCAUCUUCUCCAUGGAUUCCCGAAUCUGCGCGUCCAAGACCACCCUCACCCCCUCCACGAGCCUUCCCCUCCAGGGUUUCUUCACCAGCAUCUUUAUACGAGCGAGUACAGCACUGGGUUAGCAACAAUAAGCUUCUCACGACCGCUAUUGUGGUUGCUGUUGGUGGGGCCACAUAUUAUGUUGUGACGAAAAGAACAAACCGGAAGAAGCGCAGAGCGAGGCGAUCAGGAAGUGGCGCAAGAGUCGAGGUUGUGGUUAUAGCUGGAUCGCCAUCAGAUCCAAUAACUCGCUCUGUUGCGCUAGAUUUAGAACGAAGAGGGUUUAUUGUUUACGUAGUAUGCAAUACUAUUGAGGAGGAGAUGCAAGUGCGCGGCGAAGCUCGUCCAGAUAUCAAGCCAUUGUCGAUUGACAUCGUGGACGUAAGUCUCUUUUCACACUUCUUCGACACAUCUAACAAAACCACAGCCUAGCAGUGCCCGAGCAUCUAUCGACCGAUUCACAGAAUUUCUCUUCAGACCUCAUACCGCAUUUGCGGGGUCCAAAACCCACCACCUAAUACUCCGCUCGGUAAUCUUCAUACCAGGAACCACAUACCCCUCCCAACCAAUAGCCACUCUUCCACCGGGCACUCUCUCCGACCUUCUUAACACCCGUCUCCUAACCCCAAUAAUAACCCUGCAAAACUUUCUCCCUCUUCUGCAAGACCAUCCACUCCCACAACCACAACUUCUACCCCCCGGGGCUCGUCCGCCAGUCUUCAAGCCUUCCGUCCUUCUUCUCACCCCCUCAAUAAUACCCUCCAUACAACCCGCAUUCCAUCUUCCCGAAUCCAUGAUAGUCUCGGCUCUCUCAUCAUUCUCCACAGUUCUCGCCUCCGAACUCGCACCCCUCGAUAUCCCAGUAACCCAUCUCCAACUAGGAACAUUCGACCUCCGCGCCUUCGCGCCACACAACAACAAGCAACUUCAAACUCUCAGCUCUGCACGCGCGGAAUCCCUGAAAUGGGAUGAAAGCGCCAGACUUUCAUACGCAAAGAACUUCAAUCACGCGAAUAGAAUUAAGAGUGCGAUAGGGCAGGGGACUUCUUUAAGGGUAUUGAAUGACGCUGUUUUCGAUGCUAUGGUUUCGACGAGGGGAGGUGUUGUGAGGGUUGGUGUGGGCAGCUCGGUUUAUGGAUUGAUUGGAAGGUGGGCACCGAGUGGUCUUGUGGGGUGGAUGAUGGGUGUUAAGCAUGUAAACGUUGGGGCUCAGAAAGCGGAGUUUGGACGAGGUGGAUGGUUUGGGAAGAGUCCGGGGGAAGUCACGACUACGGUUACGACUACCAGUAACUCUAGUGGUUCAAAGCCAGGGUCAAGAGGUAGUUCAGGGUCGAGUAGCAGUAGUUCGGGCUCGACUGGGAGCUCGGACGAGAAGAUGGAGCAUAGUGAGUAUAUUAAUGUUUAUGACCACCCGGAAUCGGAAAAUAUCUGGAGGGAAGAGGGAAAGCGGGAGGGUUGAAUUUGAGGUUGGGAUUAUACGUCUAUGAGGACGAGCACACGCAAUGGGAUAUACGGCACGGCGUUCUCUUUUUUUAUCUUGUUAGUACCUGGUUUGGGUUGGAUGGAUUAUGAUUUUGGAAUGCAUGAUUUGGUGGGAAUUACAUAUAUGGAAUUAGCUAGGUAGCUAGGUAGCUACAUGGUGUGGAAUACUCCAUUCUUUCAUCCAUUCAGGGAUUUGAAUAUGAUUACCAUGCUAU